Messenger RNA from Diprion similis, 2008 nucleotides. Its product is annotated as fatty acyl-CoA reductase 1-like. Gene Ontology annotation, cellular component: peroxisome. Bases 1 to 1695 code for a protein of 564 amino acids. Gene Ontology annotation, biological process: long-chain fatty-acyl-CoA metabolic process. The transcript has 12 exons. Gene Ontology annotation, molecular function: alcohol-forming very long-chain fatty acyl-CoA reductase (NADP+) activity. NCBI's taxonomy places the organism in Eukaryota, Metazoa, Arthropoda, Insecta, Hymenoptera, Diprionidae. The record is from RefSeq and is a predicted model, not a curated record.
AUGGGCAUCAUGUUGUCUCGUCAUCUACCGGAAACACUUUAUAUUCACCUAUGUGUCCCUCAACCGAGUACCGGUGAGAAAGAGAUAGUUGUUUACGGGAGUUCAGUGGUAUUGAACCAUCGUCACUCGUUUUCCAUCGGUCAACCCGUUAGUUCGAAUAUGUCGGAAAUACAGCAAUUCUAUGUUGGAAAAAAUAUCUUCAUUACUGGCGGAACCGGUUUUUUGGGAGUAGUAUUAAUAGAAAAACUGCUCCGGAGCUGCCGUGACAUUGGAAUCAUCUACAUCCUAAUCCGCCCGAAGAAGGGAAAAAGUGUUGAGGAACGCCUGGAUGCCCUACUUGGUGAAAAGGUUUUUGACCCACUGCGGAAAGAAUAUCCAGAAUUUUCACAGAAGAUCGUCGGGGUUGAAGGUGAUACUGCUAAGAACGGAUUCGGACUUUCGUCAAAAGACUAUUUACGCCUUACUGACGAAGUUUCGGUGAUCUUUCACUUAGCUGCUUCUGUGCGUUUCACUGAGAAGCUCGAGUCGGCUGUUCUAACUAACGUGAACAGCGUGAAAUACGCCAUAGACCUUGCAAGGGCGUGCAAGAAUUUCAAGGCUGGAAUCUACGUGUCUACUGCGUUCAGCCAUUGCGUCCGGAAGUCUAUUAAUGAAGAACUGUAUCCUCCACCCAUGAGCUACCAAGAGGUCAACACGUUUGUUGAAAUGUCUAGAAGAAUGAAAUGGUCGGAGGAUGUGAUGGAAUCAGUCACUAAAACAAUAAUCGGAGAAUGGCCGAACACGUAUAGCUUUACCAAAGCGAUUGCCGAGGGUGUCGUUGCCGAGUUUGCCAAGGACUUACCGUUUGCAAUAUUCAGGCCCUCAAUCGUGACAAACUCCUUCAAAAGCCCCGCUCCAGGAUGGGUUUCUGGCACAAUGGGUCUCGCAGGCUUGGUGUAUGCCUAUGGCCUAGGCCUUGUUCACGUCGCGCUGCAAGACAUAAAUAAAAAAGCUGAUCUUGUCCCGGUGGAUUACGUUUGUAACGCACUAAUUUCUUCAGCUUGGAACACAGCAAUUAUUGAAAAAGGAAGCUCCGAUGACGUUCUAGUUUACAAUUACGUUUCUGGAAACGAAAAUCCUAUCACUUGGAACAAAUUCAAUGUUGUAUGCGCUCCUUACCGAAAGGUUUAUCCGUCAGAACAGGCUGUCUAUCAUUCUUUUUUGUUGACUACGAAGUCGAAAUUUCUAUUCGUCAUACUUGAUUUUCUAUUGCAUUUGCUCCCGGCAAUAAUGAUUGAUCUCAUGGCGAAAUUGGUGGGUAAACAGCCAAAAAUGUACCAGCUUAUGAGUAAGAUUCGUAAAGCGUGGUUCGCAUUGAUGUAUUUCGCCACACAAGAGUGGUGUUUCGGCAACCAGAAAAUUCAGCAGCUUUGGAGUCAGCUUGGGCCUGAAGAUAAGAAAAUAUUCCCCUUUAGUAUGCGAACCCUCGAUUGGAAUGAAUAUCUUCGGAACAUGUGUAAAGGUGUUCGUCAGUUCAUCGCAGGCGAAUCUGAUGACAACUUGGAAAGGGCAAAACGGCGAUACUAUUGUCUUUACUUCAUCCAUGUGGCAGUCUGUCUGAUACUUGGCGUCUUGAUUCUAUGGGUUAUCUGGAGAUCCUUUGGUGGAAUCGCGGUGACCCUUGCAACACCGAGUAUUCUUUCUGAACUGCUUUGAGCGGUUUUUACGUAGCCGCAGGUACAACCUGCCGCAAAUUGUCAACGUUAUCGUCGAUUUACGAUGGUGGUGACGUGAUUCCAAAAUUAUAUAUUUUUAAUCAAAAUAAGUCCGUUGAUAUUUUUUCGGAGUUGAAGUUAUUCAUGGGCAUUUAUUUUUAACGAUAUCGUGUCAAUCCUCGACACCCUUUCCCCCUAAAUACUAUAUAAAUGGAUUGAAUUAUCAUAUAUUGCAAUAUUUGACAUAUCUAAAAGGUUUUAAGUAUCGUUUGGUAUUUCAUUUGAAGUCGUUCUUAUAUUUUUUUUCCCCGCCU